UCGAGAACUAACCCCGGAACUAAAGGGCUUGUUCCACCCGAGGCGCAAAACAUGGUGCACCUUCAUUGCCAGCGUUGAACAUCCAGCACUUUGCUGAUUCUCCUCGUCUCUACCGAUGGACUGACACCAGCCAGUGGAGAUGCUGCUGAAAGACCUUCCACGAGAGGCCCUGUUGCGGCCGCUGUCCAGGAACGAGGUGGUGGGCAUGGUGUUGAGGCUGACCGUCUUUGGUGCGGCGACAUACUACAGCAUCAAAUGGGUCUUAGACGCUAUGGACCCAACCUCCAAACAAAAAAGCCAAGCCAAAAAAAGGGCAGAACAACUAAUGAAGAGGAUUGGUGUUGAGGGAGUCAAACUAACAGAGUAUGAGAUGAACAUUGCAUCUCAACUCGUUGAUCCCCGGACUAUGACGGUGACCUGGAGAGAUAUAGCAGGUCUGGAUGAGGUCGUCAAUGAGCUGCAGGACACAGUCAUCCUGCCAUUUCAGAAAAGACAUAUUUUAGCUAGAUCUAAACUCUUUCAGCCUCCCAAAGGUGUUUUAUUGUUUGGUCCUCCGGGAUGUGGGAAGACCAUGAUCGCCAAGGCAACGGCUAAAGCCUCUGGAUGCAAGUUUAUUAACCUUCAGGCCUCCACGCUGACAGACAUGUGGUACGGCGAAUCACAGAAGCUGACGGCCGCUGUCUUCUCAUUGGCAAAAAAAAUCCAGCCAUGCAUCAUCUUCAUUGAUGAGAUUGAUUCCUUUCUGAGGAACCGUUCCAGCCAGGACCACGAGGCCACGGCCAUGAUGAAGGCCCAGUUCAUGAGCCUGUGGGACGGCUUGGAUACGUCCUCAACCACCCAGGUGAUGGUAAUGGGAGCUACAAAUAGGCCACAGGAUGUGGAUCCGGCCAUUUUGCGCAGGAUGCCCACCACUUUUCAUGUUGGCCUGCCAACCACAAGACAAAGACAAGAUAUCCUGGGGCUGAUUUUAGCAGGAGAAAACCUGAGCAAUGCCAUCAAUCUGAAAGAGAUCGCAGAGAAGACCGAGGGUUACUCUGGCAGUGACCUCCGGGAGCUUUGCCGCGAUGCCGCCAUGUACCGAGUACGAGACUAUGUCCGCAAGGAGCAAAUGAGGCAGAUCGCUCAGCAGCUCCAAGACGGCCAGGAGGAAGAAAAACCGGUGGAUGAGGGACGCUUGCGGCCGGUCACCCAGCUGGACCUCCUCUUCGGCCUUGACAAGAUGAAGGAAUCCAAGCAGGCCACAGCCACCAUGUCACCCGUUGUGUCAGAGGUACCCCUGGACUAAACACCAACACUGCACCACAAUGGCAAAUAUUUGGUUGCUCCACCAACAUGUCACGGGUGCAGUUGAAAUAAAAGUCAGGAAUCGCCAAUUGCUUUCCUUAAAGUGUGUAUAUAUAUCCAUGCAGUGUUCUGCUCUGAGCGCGCUCACUUUCAGAACAACCACACGGCAAGUGUACAGUUACAAAACUCUCCGAAAAUCUAACGUCUCAUACUGGCCACUGACUUACUCUGGGGCCGCUGUGAACGUUUGUUUGGCGGAGGUGACUGCAUUCUCCAUUCAUCUUCAUGAAUACUUCCGAAGUUACUGCUGCUAACUAUUGUUCUACACCAAUGUGAGGGUCCAUGUGCCAAGCUGGAGGACUCAUUGCUCAUGAGUCUGGGUUUAUGAGUCGGACCAGUAAUCCCUUGAGGGUUUGCUGCUUUGUUUUAAAUCAAUUCACAAAAACAACUCCUUGGCCAUUAGUGUUGUCUUCCUAACCUGAACGCUGGUAAGAUUAUUUUGUUUUCCUGGUGAAUGGACUGCAACAUUUUGGACAAAAAAGGCGAUGUCAUCACUAUUUCCUUUUCUUCACCAUUCUUUGCUUUUUAGACUAAGAGGCAUUUCAAGUAAUAGGUUCUUGCAGCAAAGAGCUAUGCUAAUGAAUGCAGACAAAAGCAGAUACAAAACACAUUCGGUAAACGGCCAAGUAGAGAAUAGAAAACACUGUUGCGAUUACCUGAGCCAUGCUUCUUAUGGCUUGGAUAUUAUCUGAUUUAGACCGCCUCAAACCUCCGCUAUUAGCAGAUACAUAUUAUAGCAAUCGUGCUGUGUGCAUGAUCGCAAACGUAGAAAAACAAAAUGCUGAAAUGUAAGUUCCUUGAUCGAAACAUUGAGUCUUUUGUACUUCAUUUUAAUUUUUUUUUCACUUAAAACAGUAAUAGCUGGUAAAUCCUAAUUUACAAUCUUUCCGGAAUAUUUCCAAACGGUUGUUUGUGUCGCCAAUGUUUUUAAUACAAUACAAUGAACUUUUCAUGUCUUGUCCCGCUCAUCGAUCAAUCAUGUUUUUUUUCUGUGAACAGCGCGGCUUUAAAAAUCAAAUCCUCUCAACUAGCUGUCAGUCUGAAGUUGUUGUGUCAUGCUGUGCUGACUCCCUCUGUAUAAAAAAGUCUCAUUAUUCACUGCCUGGUCACAGCAUGUGUUCGUGGGUCUCAUUUCUCCCACGCAGUCUGAGCAGGCCAGGGCACAGCGGCCCUUCACCACGGGCCACGCGGUGGCACUGCAGCCUCACAGUCCUGUAAGGGACUGAUAAGUGGACCGCCUAAAAUAAGAGCAGUUUGAAAGCUUUGAGGUUAUAUGAUAAAAUGUGGACCAUUAACUGCCCGGUAGCCGUUAAAGGUCAAAAUGUUUCUUCAUAUUCUCAAGACUGGGUCGCUGCAGCUUACAAGUCAGCUUACGCUUUCUCAAUGCAAUACGAAUAUCAAAUCAGGUCAUUUGAUCUAUUUUCAGUUUUUGAAUUGCUGUUAAUGAAUUACUUACUGUUGAAUAUGUGUAUGUAAACCAUGUACUGUAAAAUGUAUUUAUUAAAUUACUCCAA
Messenger RNA from Pungitius pungitius (ninespine stickleback), 2858 nucleotides. It is a transcript of the gene atad1a, whose product is annotated as ATPase family AAA domain containing 1a. The record is from RefSeq and is a predicted model, not a curated record. The transcript is spliced from 10 exons. Gene Ontology annotation, molecular function: ATP hydrolysis activity; ATP binding. Gene Ontology annotation, cellular component: mitochondrial outer membrane. Gene Ontology annotation, biological process: extraction of mislocalized protein from mitochondrial outer membrane. The coding region runs from base 140 to 1285 and encodes 381 amino acids. NCBI's taxonomy places the organism in Eukaryota, Metazoa, Chordata, Actinopteri, Perciformes, Gasterosteidae.